Brugia malayi is the source of this 4206-nucleotide messenger RNA. RefSeq lists its product as uncharacterized. Gene Ontology annotation, biological process: positive regulation of cell growth; positive regulation of protein serine/threonine kinase activity; cellular response to starvation. The transcript is spliced from 29 exons. The coding region runs from base 1 to 4206 and encodes 1401 amino acids. The record is from RefSeq and is a predicted model, not a curated record. Lineage: Eukaryota; Metazoa; Nematoda; Chromadorea; Rhabditida; Onchocercidae. Gene Ontology annotation, cellular component: TORC1 complex; cytoplasm. Gene Ontology annotation, molecular function: protein-macromolecule adaptor activity; protein binding.
AUGGAUGAUGCCAGCAGCGACCCACCACUGCCAACAUGGAGGAAAUAUUCAAAAGAACGUAUGAGAACAGUAUCGGUGGCCCUUGUGUUAUGUUUGAAUAUUGGUGUGGACCCGCCAGAUGUUCAUAGGCCGAAUCCAUGUGCGCGGAAAGAGUGUUGGAUUGAUCCACUGGGAAUAAAUCCUCAGAAAGCUGUUCUUAAAAUUGCUAAUGCUCUGCAGAAAAGUUAUGAACGUUGGCAACCACGUGCAAGGUAUAAAACGGCAAAUGAUCCAACAGUGGAUGAUGUUCGACGUUUAUGCCAAAGUUUGCGACGAAACGCCAAAGAUGAACGUAUUCUAUUUCAUUACAAUGGACAUGGUGUCCCAAGACCGACUGAAAAUGGUGAAAUAUGGGUUUUCAACAAAAAUUUCACUCAGUACAUCCCGCUUUCGAUUUUUGACUUACAGUCGUGGAUGGGUCAUCCGGCCGUGUACGUCUGGGAUUGCCAUUGUGCUGGUCUAGCUAUAAGAUCUUUCUUUCGCUUUGCUGAAGAUCAUGAAAAAGAAUGGGUUAAACAACUCGAUGAACAUAUGGAAACGCGUCCACCACCAUUACCCAUUAUUCAAACCGAAAUGAGUCUUGAAGAAAAGGCAUCUGCUUUUGGAUUCCGGAAGAAGCCAAAUUUUAAAGAAUGUAUUCACAUUGGAGCAUGCGGAGACCAUGAAUUACUUCCAAUGGAUUCAAGACUUCCGGCUGAUCUUUUCACGUCCUGUAUUUUAACACCAAUCCAAAUUUCGGUGUUGUGGUAUAUCUUGAAAAAUCAUUUGGAGGAUCGAUUUCCCGUAACAAUAGUUGAUAAGAUCCCUGGUCAACUCAGUGAUCGUCGAACCAUGCUUGGCGAGUUGAAUUGGAUAUUCACAGCAAUUACCGACACGAUUGCAUGGAGUUCACUUCCAAAAGAAUUGUUUCAGAAACUAUUUCGAUUGGAUUUACUACUUGCAUCAGUAUUUCGAAGUUUUGUAUUGGCUAACCGAGUAAUGCGCGAAAAUCAGUGUCAUGUCGUUUCUCGUCCUUCCUUACCAUCUGUUCAUAGUCAUCCUCUUUGGGAUGCUUGGGAUUAUACCAUCGAUUUAUGUCUAAGCCAAAUUCAGGGCUUCACAACACCAAAACAGAAACUUUGGUCUGUUGCAAAAGAAAUAUAUUUCUCACGUUCAUCCGUUCGUCAUGAAUUGCUUAUUGAUGUGACUUCACAGCUUGCACCGAUAAAUGAAGCAGAUUACACUCAUAAUUGGUUUUUCAUUGAACAGUUACAAGCAUUCGAAGUUUGGCUUAAAUAUGGUGGUGAAAGGCGAACUCCUCCACAGCAGCUUCCUGUUGUUUUACAAGUACUUCUCAGUCAGGUACAUCGAGUGAAAGCGCUGGAGCUUUUGGCUCGCUUUCUAGAUUUGGGCUCAUGGGCCGUAGGCCAUGCCCUCUCUGUCGGUAUAUUUCCUUAUGUUCUGAAGUUGCUUCAAAGUGCAACAAAGGAAUUGAGACCAUGGUUGGCGUUCAUCUGGGCAAAAAUUCUUGCUGUAGAAACAAGUUGUCAAGUGGACCUGAUUAAGGAUAAAGAGCGAGGAUAUAUGUACUUUUUAACAAUCUUGAACGAUCCUAGUACUAAUCCGCGGCAAAAAAUUGUCCCAGCAUUUGUAAUGGCUGCAUUAAUUGAAAACAACUAUAGACCUGCACAAGAGUUGCUAACCGAUAAUAGAUAUGUAACACUUUGUAUCGAGCUUCUGUCAGAUGUAGCUCUGCGACAAUGCAGAUUGCUUCGGUUAUGGUUACUUAUUGGUCUUGGACGACUCUGGGCUGAUUAUGAUGAUGCCAGGUGGCAGGCGAUUAGAUUGGCCGCUUAUGAAAGGGUUCUUGAAUUUCUGGACGAUUCAGUUCCGGAAGUACGUGCUGCUGCAGUCUAUGCAAUUGGAUGUCUUGUGAGAAAUAAGUCGGAAAAUAUCGAACACGCCACAAUUAUUGACCAUGAAGUUUGUGAUAAACUUUCGAUGAAAUGCACUUUUGAUGGUUCAGUACUUGUUCGCGCUGAAUUAGUUGUGGCAAUGCAGUGGUUUAUUAUUGAUUUUGAAAAUCGUUUUGCCAGUCUGUCAAUGGAUCUUAAUGAAAAAAUUGAACAGAGGAAAUUCAGGGAAAGAAAACUUUCGGCAGGUGAACAGGAAAUGAAACCUUUGCGUUCAAUUGAUGAAGAAGAUGAUGCAUUUGUUUCUCGCGGUUAUGAUCGCAGUCUUCCAAGAUCUGCAUCUCGAAGACGAGCUCAUUUCCUGGAAACUCCAUUAAAUUCACCUCGAAGAUCAAAUUCAAUGAAUUUCGUUUCUGGAGUGGUUGCGGAUAAAGUUUGUGCACAGUGGAAGUCGAUGUUUGAUACCGGUUCACUGAAUGAUUUUUCCACUAAACUACUGGCUUCCACAAAGGAAAUGCGCAACGAAAAUUUCAAGUAUAAAGCUAUUAAGCAGAUUGAAUUCUUGGGAUCAAAAACAUUCAAUGAUCAAUCUGAACGUAUCUGGUUGUCACUUCUUAAGCUUUCUCUAGAUCCUGUAAACAAAAUCGCUGAAAUGGCACAAGUAUUAAUUGAACAUGUUGACAAAUUAGCAACAACAAGGAAUGAGAGAAAAAGAAAGCUGAAUUGUGUUGAACGGGUAUCGUUGGCCAAGCAGACUGAAUCAUAUCCUGCGGAAAUAGUAACAUUUACUGUUGGUUCACCAACAUUGGAUUUGUCAGCGACACCGCCUUUUGUAGAAGAUCAUAUCUGUAGGAAUUCAGAAAAUACAUUGAUUUUGGAUUCACGACGUCAAGAACAGCUCCCAGCGUUCCAUCAGUCCUCAAUCUUCACGCCUAAGCGAAAUAUGUAUUCACCCACAAUCAAAAGCAUGACAAAACUGGAUGAAAGUUCUUCUACAGACAGGGAACCGGUAGUUGCUCUAGUAACAACGGAAUUUGUACCCUGGUGUACGAGGCGAUUUACUGAACCAAUUUUGGAUGUAAUACAGGGAGAAGUUGGUGAUGGCAUAGCUGAUCGUUUGGCUACUCAUUCCAUGCCUAGUGAUUGGGCAUCGCAUAAAGAUGAAGGUUUGCAGCAAACUUCGAAAAAGGAAAUUCGGGCACUUAAGGAAGAGGGAUUAUUUUUCGACGGCCAUCCACUGAUUGUAAAGACAGAUGCGGUAAGCAAAUGUUUGGCUUGGAGUCAAAUAAGACCUCACUUAUAUUCAUGCGAUGGCGAAGCAGUGACUAUUUGGCGAUGCGAAUUACAGCGAUUGUACGAUGUCCGAAAGUUUUUGUGUCACAACAAUAAUCCCUUCGUUAAUGAUAUAGUUACUGAUCUACACGUAAUAAAUGAAAUGACACGUGAAUUGGUAGUGACUUGUAGUGAUGAUGGAUUGAUGAGAAUUUGGGAUCCAGGAUAUUCCAUCUAUUCCCAUGAUUUCGAGGCGGAACAGCAGAUGAUAACAGCUGCUUAUCUGCUAAAAGAUGUGCCGAUUAGCAUUCCAAUGAAUAAGCAUCUCGCAUCGGUUUUUAGUUGGAAUCAGAAAUGUGGCCUUAUGGCAGUUUCUGGUAAUGUGAAGGUGUGUCGUUUGUGGGACGCCCAUGCAGAAAAAAGUAUGCAAGAGAUUCAGAUUGGUGCUAAAAAUUGUGCUGUCACAAAAUUGAGUCUUGAUAAUUCAGGGAGUAAUCUUCUUGCUGUUGGUCUGAGUGAUGGAUUAGUGAAUGUCUACGAUCCAAGAUUACCUGAUAAAUCGCGACGUACAAUGUCAUCUCGAGAGCUUGAAAAACCAGUUAUUGGAUUAUCACUUUUUUCUAAUCUGGCUGGUGAAUCUUCUGAAGGAAACCUGAGACUAAUCGCUGGUUCAAGAGAUGGCGAAAUACGUUUGUGGGAGCCACGAAUGUUCAAGGAACCGGUAGUUAGUUUUAACGCUUGCAGCUUCCCAAAGAAAGACAGCUUAACGAAUAUGGAAGUUCAUGUCCACAGUCAGUGUAUUGGUUGUAUGGAUGAUGCUUCCAUGGUAAAGUUGUUUGAUCUGAACGGCAAACAGCUAGGUGAAAUUCGUCAGGAUGAUUGGUUAGUUAGUGGUCGGAUCGGAACAUUGAUAUCAAUGCGUUUUCAUCAGCUACUUGUCUCAUUAGCAGUUGCUACUGAAAAUCAAACAAUUAGUUUUUAUCGAAUGCCGGAUUUAUCGUGA